AUGAAGGGAGUGAUGCACUUUGGUCAAAAGGGAAAGCUUAAACCGAAGAAUGUUGGUUCUUAUGAGGUGCUUGAAAGGGUCGGUGAGGUUGCAUACCGAGUAGCCUUGCCUCUGGAGUUGUCAAAGGUUCAUGACGUGUUUUAUGCGUCGCAAUUGCGAAGGUAUCGUAGUGAUCCUUCUCAUGUGAUCCGAGUUGAAUCGGUCGAGGUUCAUAUUGUUUUGUGGUAUGCUACCAAGCAAAGGAGAGUUUAUCAGCAAGCUGUCAAUGGAAUUAGCCAGAUUUCUUUUAGUGUCGACGAAAGUGUGACACCCAAGAAGCCUACCUCUCUGCCAGAGGUAGCAAAGCAACGUGAAUUGAGUGGCACUCUAGAAGCUGAGGCAGACUCAAAGAUCAAAAAGGGACUGUCAUAUGCCAAGUGCAAGGAACUCAGUGGAAAUAACAUUUUUGGCCCACCUCAGGAAAAUCUUCCUCGAUCAUUGGCUGUUGCACGUUCAUUGGAGUCAAAAGAAAAGGACAUGGGUGAGCCAGCACCAAGAAAUCUUUUCUAUUUUCUGGCUAUACUAAGUUUUUAAGAGAGCGACUCAAUCUUUUCUAUUUUCUGGCUAUACUAAGUUGGUUUCCCCCUUAUGUUGUUCUGUUUGUGUGGUCAGCAAUUCGGGAUCACUUGUUUAAAUAUAACCUUUAUUUUGCAUUGUCUUGAGCUUGCUAUCUGUGUUUGGAGGACAAUGAUUGUAGAAAGGUAGGCUCUAGAGGACCGUAACAGAAAACAGUUGAAUAUGAAAUUUAUAUGCGUGUUAAUUGAAUUGCUUGAUUAGUG
Molecule: messenger RNA, 818 nt
Organism: Chenopodium quinoa (quinoa)
Lineage: Eukaryota; Viridiplantae; Streptophyta; Magnoliopsida; Caryophyllales; Amaranthaceae
Exons: 3
Coding region: 1-573 (190 amino acids)
Source: RefSeq, a predicted model, not a curated record